This is a messenger RNA of Cynoglossus semilaevis (tongue sole), 1527 nucleotides long. Its product is annotated as syntaxin-11-like. Gene Ontology annotation, biological process: synaptic vesicle fusion to presynaptic active zone membrane; exocytosis; intracellular protein transport. The record is from RefSeq and is a predicted model, not a curated record. Gene Ontology annotation, molecular function: SNARE binding; SNAP receptor activity. Gene Ontology annotation, cellular component: plasma membrane; presynaptic active zone membrane; synaptic vesicle. NCBI's taxonomy places the organism in Eukaryota, Metazoa, Chordata, Actinopteri, Pleuronectiformes, Cynoglossidae. The transcript has 4 exons. The coding region runs from base 518 to 1372 and encodes 284 amino acids.
AACAGGAUUCUCCUGAAACUGUUUUUCAAGCAGAAGUCAGAACUGUACAUUUGACUGACAAAUGACUUCAGUAAUCCCAUUAUCACGAAGGUGAACGUGAACCACGACUAACUCUGAAGGGAUGGUGAUGGAACAUCAGAUGGACCGACCCUCCGCAAACACACGCCUGUUUUUGGUCUUCUGUAGUUUGUAACGCACAGACUUUUGCAGUACCAUCAAAAACAGACUGAGGGCCAAACUUUUGGAGUCAUCCUGGACUAGUGACCAACAUGAACGUCACCUUCAUCCACCACAGGACACACUGAGUUGUGGACGCCCUCAGGUUGCACUGACCCUUCAGCGGUGAUGAGUCACUGGAUCCUUGGGACCUUGGGAAAACUUGGAGCUGGGAACCAUUUCCAAACCCAUGACAGACAUCUAUGUUAAUCUGAUCAAAUGCUUGAGAAACACUGCUGCUGUUCUGUGAGCCUGACUGCGACGCUAACGACUUGAAUUAAUUCAAGUCACAACUUUGGACAUGAGAGACAGACUGAAGAACCUUCAUCAUGAGCAGAUCGACUCAGAAGGUUUCAGCACAGUGGAGCUGGACAACUUCUCAGAGCAGGAAGCUGCAGCAGAGUCCAGCCAGGAGCUGGAUGGUGUCCUGCAGGAGGCCCAGCAGAUACGUCUGGAGAUCCAACAGAUCCAGAACGAUGUCAGUGACCUGAAAGAUGUCAACUACCAGACCUUGAACAAGACCACAUACAGCUGUGAAACAAAGAGGGACUCCAACGCCAUCAGCGGGGACAUCAAACGCAGGACAGAAGAUGUGCUGCGACGGCUGCAUAUGAUGAAUGCUCUCAGAGGAGAACUUGAGGUCCAGCGUGGAGCCGCUGACCCCACAGCCCGCAUCGCUCGAACACAGUACCAGUGUCUGAGCAGCACUCUGCAGCAGGUGAUGUCCAACUACAACGACACAGAGUUGAACCACAGAGAAGCGUGUAAACGUCAGAUCCAGAGACAGAUGGAGGUGGUGGGCAGGGAUGUGGGUGAGGAGGAGCUGGAGGAGAUGAUGGAGAGCCAGGAGUUGCAGGUCUUCAGUGACCAAAUGACGGGUAGAACCACCCGCUCAGCUUUACUAGAGAUCGAGAAUCGGCACAAGGAGCUGCUGGAGUUACAGAAGAGAAUGGAGGGUAUCCAAGAUCUGUUUCUGGACGUGGCUCUGCUCGUGGAGGAGCAGGGUUCCAUAAUACAGAACAUCCAGCAGAAUGUUGAAAAAACAGAGGAGAUCGUUCAAGCUGGAACAGUCCACCUGGAGGGGGCGACAUCAUCUGACAAAAACAACCCCUGCAAGAAGCUCUUCUGUGGCUGCCUGCCCUGUUACUACAACUAAUUUUGAUGAUGAUGAUGAUGGUUCACAGUAAUGUUAUCACGUAUUUUCCAACUGAUUUAGUGUAUAAUGUUUACACUGAACAUUGUCUACACUAUGAGGUGAGUAAAAUUGUCUCCAUUAUUUUGUUCUUAAUUCAAAUAAAAAGACUAUAUAUG